This is a messenger RNA of Aspergillus terreus NIH2624, 921 nucleotides long. RefSeq names its product SDR family NAD(P)-dependent oxidoreductase. Gene Ontology annotation, cellular component: intracellular anatomical structure. The transcript is spliced from 2 exons. NCBI's taxonomy places the organism in Eukaryota, Fungi, Ascomycota, Eurotiomycetes, Eurotiales, Aspergillaceae. Gene Ontology annotation, molecular function: oxidoreductase activity, acting on NAD(P)H, oxygen as acceptor. The record is from RefSeq and is a predicted model, not a curated record. The coding region runs from base 1 to 921 and encodes 306 amino acids.
AUGACCGUCCUACAGCCCCAAAAAACAGCCCUGAUUACUGGCGCAGCGUCCGGCGUCGGAUUUGCGACCGCAAAGAUCUGCCGUAGCCGCGGCAUGCACCUGGCCCUGCUGGACAUUGACGCCCCCAACCUCGAAAAGGCGAAACAUGCGCUGGCCGCAAUGGACCCUGCGCUCCAAACCGAAGCCUACGUCCUCGACGUGGGUGACCGGGAGAAAUGGGGCGAGGUUGCGGCGCAGAUCCGCGCGACUUUCUCCACGGUGGACCUGGUGAUGCUCAACGCGGGGAAGGGAUACAAGCCGCAGAGCAGUGCGCUCGAGGGGCGGGCGAAGCCCUGGGGGGAUGUCGAGUACUGGAAGAAGACAUUCGACACCAACGUGUUUGGCCCACUGAACGGACUGGAGGCCAUCAUCCCCCUCUUGCUGUCAUCUACCACUCCCAAAUCCAUCGUCGUCACCGGCUCCAAGCAGGGCAUCACUAACCCCCCUGGCGCCGGAAACCCGGCUUACAACGCCUCCAAGGCCGCCAUCAAGAGUCUGACGGAGCAUCUGGCACACGACCUGCGAUCGGACCCAGCGACCGCGCAUAUCUCGGUGCAUCUGCUUGUCCCUGGGUGGACGUGGACGGGCCUGAUGGGGAAUGUUGGGCCGACGGCGGAGAGCGAGGUGAAGAAGAUGGCUGGGGCGUGGUAUCCGAGUCAGGUUGCGGAGGAGCUGGUCAAGGGGCUUGAGAAGGGGUCGUUCUACAUUAUCUGCCCGGAUGAUGAGACUGAUGUAGCGUUGGACCAGGCGCGGAUGCAAUGGGCGAGCGAGGAUGUGAUUGAGGGGCGGCCGGCCUUGUCGCGAUGGGAUGCAGAAUGGAAAGGACGAGCGGAGGAGGCAAUCCAAGCUGAUGCUGCUCGACGGAGGGGGAAGAGUACCUAG